AAAACUUCAAUGUGAUGCGUUGUUGUCGGAUUUUUGGUUAUUUCUUGGUUACGUUUUUGUGUUUUGGUUGUGUCAAAAAUUAAUAAAUAUCGGCUUUGCAGUCUGGAAAAGCAGAGAUGGAAGACUCAAAAGAUGUGGACAUGAGUUCUUCCUCUUCGGAAGAUGGGGACAAUGAGUCCAAUCAAUGGUUUGAUCCCAACUCCUUCUCCUGUACAGCCGAUGGACGCUAUCAUCCUGAUUUGACCUACAUGAGCCAGGAGGAUAUUGAGAAAUAUUCACAGCUAAUGGGGAUGUUUAUGGAGGCCAAAAACCCAGAGGAGCACAUUGUAUGGGAGAAGAAAGACUACUCUUGCCUCAUGGACUUGGCAUUCUACAUGGAUAACUUGGAAAUGAUCAGGAAGUGCUGUCGAACGGCUAUGAAAAAUUUCGGCUACGAAGAGAUGAAGCUCCUGGUGUGGCUCUAUCGAGAACUCUGGGAGUGGGAGACAACAAAGGACGAUACAAUACUCGAGAGUAUUUAUGACAUAUUCCGGGAGGCUCUAUCUCAAAAAUAUUCCUCAAUUGUUGUCUACAAAUUCAUUCACUUUGCUCCCUAUUCGGCGCACAAGGAAGAGAUUUGGGGACAAAUUUUGGACGUCUACCUGUAUGAUUUUACAGCUACGGCAAAGUACUUGAGCUUCUGGAAGGAUUUCUUCAUGGAAGAUCCCCCGGAUAGUGAGGAGCAAUACUUGAAAAUUGUAAAAGUCUACCGAACAGCUCUGUCCAUUCCACACAUUGACAGUGAUCAGACAUUGCGGGAUUUUCAGGAGCUCUGUCGGGAAUCUCCACAUGAUUGCAAAGUCGAUUGGGAUGAAAUCGCUGAGAUACACAAAGGAGCAAAUGAGAAACUUGAAUCAAUCCUUCAGUACGAAAGCGAUAUUGUCUCAUCGUCAAAUCAGGAAAAGCCACACUUGUUCCGGAAGUACUUGGAAGCUCCGGAAACUUUUGUAUUUCCCCGGAAAUGGAUUCAAUUUAUCUACGAACGAAUGGUUGGGGAGUGCUCUGCCACACCUGGGUGCUGGAUCGCCUACGUUCGCUUCCGCCAAGGCGUUCAGGUAGAUGUUGAUGAUUCAUCCGGAUGGUUCUUCAAUCAAAAUCCCCUGGAUAUUGUCAAUCGCGCACUUGUUUUUGGCAAGCCCAGUGAGAAGCUGUACUCGCUGAAAAUGGAACUGCUGGAAAAUGACAAUUUCUCCGCAACAUCCCUCCUCAGUGUUAUGGAAUCCGCUCUACGGGCUGAUUUUUCAUCUCCAGAUCCCAUCACAAAUCUCUGGAUAGAAUAUUUGACGAUUCUACGGCGUCAUGCAGAUUUGCAAACGGAAGAGGGUCGAGAUGUGUUAAGGAGGAAUUUUGAGAAUGCCUGGGAAUCCCUCAGUAAGCAAUGGGGGAAUCUUGCCGAUCAAAAUGGAGAGAUCCUCAAGCUCUGGGGUACACUUGAGUACACCGAUCUGGGAGAUGCUGCAAAAGGGAAGGCUCUGUGGAAUGAUGUAAUGUCUUUUGGGGAGAAUUCAAUGAGAUCUGUGACAUGGCUUGAAUUCAUCCAUCAGGAGGGACAAAAGAAUCCCGCAGGAGCCCGGAAGCUCUUCAAGAAAGCCAUCAAAAUGCCCGAACUUACAGAUCCGGAAAUUCUUGCUGCAGCAUGGGUGAGAUUUGAGAGAAUACACGGAUCUCGUGAGAAUCUCCAGUAUUGCCAGACGCUUUGUGAGGAAAUCCUUGAGAAUUACAGAAAGCAGGUGGAACAGGAAAAUCGAAAGGCUGCCUCCAUGGAGAAGAAAAAUUCAUUCAAGAGAGACGUGAAGAAUCCAAAAAAUCUCAAGAGGAAGUCUCGAGAGGGAGCUGCUGCGACAAAGGACUCAACCCCACAGAAGAUGCAGAAAUUGGAAAAACUAGAGAAACCACCGGAAAAUGAUCAAGAAAUUCCCACAUCCUCCUCGUCAUCGUCCAAAAGGGAUCCCGCAAAAGACAAUGUAACAAUCUUUGUCAGCAAUUUGGACUACAGUGCUACGGAGGAGGAGAUCAGAGGAGCAUUCCCAGACAUGAACAUUGUGAAUUUCGACAUGGUAAAGAGUGCAAAUGGGAAGAAUCGCGGCUUCUGUUACAUCGAAUUGGAAUCAGAGGAAAAAGUUAAGGAAGCCCUUCAGUUGGAUCGAGUACCCAUUAAUGGGCGUCCAAUGUACAUUUCUGAGUGUGCCAGGGAGAAAACACAGAGAGAAAAGAUUUUCAAGUACUCCGAAGAGAUGGAACCAACAAAGCUUUUUGUAAAAGGAUGCGGUGGGGCGACAAAGGAGGAUUUGGAGGAGAUCUUCAAGCCCUACGGGGAGAUUGUAGACAUCCGAGUUGUCUUCCACAAGAAUGGUAAUCCAAAGGGAAUUGCUUACGUGGAAUUUAAGGAAGUAACUGCAGCCCGUACAGCCCUCCUCAAUGUGGAUCAGUAUAAGAUGGGCAAGAAUGUACUGAGAGUUGCCAUUUCUGCUCCACCUCAGCGUGGGCCUAUCAACAAGGGGACAGCCAAAAUUGAGAGUCUCGGUGCUGCCAAACGACUUAUUCCUGGUGAGAUGCGCCCCCGGAUGGCCUUUAUUCCGCGAUCGGUGCAGCAGAAGAGUGUUGUAAACAAUGGUCAAUAAAUUAUUUUGAGAUUUAUUGACGAAAAAUCCUAUAUUUUCACACACAAAAUAAGAAAAUUAAAUCGAAAAUCAAAAACAAA
Molecule: messenger RNA, 2740 nt
Organism: Lutzomyia longipalpis
Lineage: Eukaryota; Metazoa; Arthropoda; Insecta; Diptera; Psychodidae
Gene: Rnp4F
Product: squamous cell carcinoma antigen recognized by T-cells 3
Exons: 4
Coding region: 117-2660 (847 amino acids)
Molecular function (GO): protein binding; RNA binding
Source: RefSeq, a predicted model, not a curated record